Messenger RNA from Colletotrichum destructivum, 1999 nucleotides. Its product is annotated as Putative cytochrome P450. The transcript has 3 exons. The coding region runs from base 40 to 1596 and encodes 518 amino acids. Gene Ontology annotation, molecular function: monooxygenase activity; iron ion binding; heme binding. The record is from RefSeq and is a predicted model, not a curated record. NCBI's taxonomy places the organism in Eukaryota, Fungi, Ascomycota, Sordariomycetes, Glomerellales, Glomerellaceae.
AAUGGGGAGUCGGCACUUCCAUUCUUUCUCGUGGCCCCGAUGUUUCAUUCAGUCGUUUACGCUGCGGCGGGCCUAGUCUUCCUCGCGUAUGCUGCCGAAUAUGUGUUGACGCUGAGGGACCACCGGGACGAGCCGUUGCGUCUCCGGUCCAAGGUGCCGCUCAUUGGCCACAUCCUUGGUCUCAUUCGGAGCGGCCCUUCGUAUCACAGCAAGUUACGAGAUGCCACCGAAGGCGAGAUUUAUACCCUAGGUAUCUUCCACUUCAAGCUCUACACCAGUGUGUCGGUCCGGCUUCUCCCUGCCAUCCAAAGACAGUCGAGGACGUUGUCGUUCCUGCCCAUGCUCCAGCAUGUUGCACGACGAUGGGGCGACGCAAGUGACGAGACAAACGACAUCUUCGGCGGUCCGCACUGCGCAGCCGACUUUAGCCGAGCCAUGCGACUUAGCCUGGCGCCGGGGCCGCAUCUUGACGAGCAGAAUGAGCGCAUGGGGAACCGGGCCUUGUUCGACGUCGAUACUCUCGUGGACCAAGCUGUUCAACAGCAGCAGAACCAGCAGAAGCAGCAGCAGCAGCCAGGAGGGUUUCGAAUUCGAUUUCUGCAAUGGGCUCGACAUGUCGUGACUCAAGCUUCCAGCUGCGGUGUAUACGGCACACGGCACCCUUUUCUCGACGCCGAGGUCGAAAAAGCAUUCUGGCAGUGGCAUGCCCAUCUGUCGGCGCAUAUUUCUGGACUGAACUUUGACGUGCUAGGCAAGGGCUACGCCGCCCGACACAAAGUAUUCGACGCCCACAUCAAGUACUGUCAUGACAUGCCUCCAGACGCAUCGAUGCUCUUCCGGGAGCGCUGGCGGGUUCUCCGUGAAGCUGGGAUAUCCGAAACAGACUGCAUCAAGCAACAGGCGACACUGCCGAUUGGUAUGCUGAGCAAUACGGUGCCGACCUUUUACUGGACCGUCUGGGAACUGUUUUCGCGGGAGGAGACUCUUUCGCAGGUCCGAGACGAACUCGAGCAGCAGGCCGUCGUCAAGUUGGAAAACGGUUGCUUCGCGCUCGACGUGGCGGCUCUCAAGGCACAGUGUCCGUUGCUGCUCUCGGUGUUCCAGGAAACGCAACGUGUGCGACACAUCCACGCUGCUAUCCGCAAGGUGAUGCAGGACACGCUGUUGGAUGGCAAGUAUCUCCUCAAGGCGGGGAACUAUCUCCAGAUGCCAGGCAACGCGAUCCAUUCGCAUGAGAAGAUAUGGGGUCCGACUGCAUCCCAGUUCGAUCCCAGGCGGUUCGUCGACGUAGACAAGAGGCGCGGCGGCAGCGACUUCUUGGCGUGGGGUGCACCGCCGCACUUGUGUCCCGCGCGGCAGUUUGCGGCUACCGAGAUUGUCAUUUUGGUCGCGCUUCUAGCGAUGCGAGUCGAUCUACGGCCUGCCAGUGGUGGCACGUGGGAACGAGAUCCAGCCUUGGACUUCAACGAUCCCAUUACAGUGCUGAAUCCUAGGAAGGAUGCUGAACUUAUCGUCGUUCCUAGGCCGCAAUGGGCCGGUAAAUGGACGCUCCGCAUGUCACAGAGUACGGUCCGGGUCCCUCUGGCCUCGGGAUGAGAACUUUUCGUAGUAGUCACUUUGGCUCAUGAUAGUCUCAAGCAGCGGAGGGGUGGGAUGACAGCUGACUAACGAGCUGCAACGGGCAAUGCAAUUAUCACAAGUACCAAAGCAAGACAGUUGGCGGAAUGGAGCUCGCCGGAACCUCUAGUUGGUUGUGCCCGGGGUGUCCAUAUACCUACCUAAAGCAUCCGAGGCAGCCAGACUCAUUAUGCUGACUGGAAAUCGGAGAUUCGCAGAGAUAUGCAGAAGAAAGCUGGGUCGCUGGGCUGGGCUGGUUGGUACGUACGGAUACGAGGGAGAUAGGAAAAAGAGAGGAGGGGAGCAGACUCAGGAGGAAAUUGAAUAAGGCGGCAUCGUGUGUUCCGUGUGGAGACAAAGACGAGAGCUUCGUCCAAUGUGA